CUAGUCCUUGAUGUAUAACCCCUGUCUUGGAGUUACUUCCUACAUUAUCAAGUGUAUUCUUUUCAGAUGCUAGUCUGAACAACUACACUUACCCAAAAAAGUAAGAAAAGAUGACUUCUUUCAGAAUCUUUCAGGAAAUACAAGCAGACAAACAUACAAAUAGUAGAGGGUUGGAGUUUUUCUGAAUCCCAAAGAGUACAUUUUGCCAUUUUAUCAAAAUCUAGUGCUGAAUAUUAGAUCUUUUAGACUUUACUCCUUUAGACCUUUAUUUCAGUAUUAUUUGAUUGUUUUAAAGUCCCAAAACUGGGAAGUCACCGUGGAGUUUCAAAACAAAUAAAUGAUGUAGUUUCUAUCCUCAAGAAGCUCAUAAUUUGGUUAGAGAGAGAAUUUGUAUUGCACAAACCUACCAGACUACAACCCAGUAUACUAGUGUGGGAACAUCAGUCUGGCCAUCAAUAAACAAGGGCCCUUGUUAAACUGCUGGUUAACAAGUCACAAUACUCUUGCCAAGUCAGUUUAUCUGAGCUUCUGUUUCCUCAUCAUUCAUGUUCCUUUGAUCUCUGAAAUUCUGUGAAAUUCAAAUUCCAAGUACAGAAAUAUAAUUUGGCUAGGGUUGGUCUGGGAAGAUUUCACAGUAAUUGUGUUUUCUUUAAGAAGUCUAAGGGAAAGUUCAGUCUUGCCUUUAAGAGAGAUGAUUUCCUUCGGUAGAUGGCGUUUGACAUUGUUUUUUCCCAUAACAGCCGUGUGGACUGAAGUUUAUGGUAGUGACCUGCAGAAGUCUAUAAAGUCUAAGAGGAAGACUUUUCAAGGAUCUGUAGGACCCAAGAAGCCGUGGUGGUGCAGUGGUUAAGAGCUCGACUGCUAACCAAAAGAAUCACAGUGAAAGAUAUGUUUUCAUUGCAGAGUGGUAUGAUCCAAAUGCUUCACUUCUUCGACGUUAUGAGCUUUUAUUUUACCCAGGGGAUGGAUCUGUUGAAAUGCAUGAUGUAAAGAAUCAUCGUACAUUUUUAAAGCGGACCAAAUAUGAUGACCUGCGCUUGGAAGAUUUAUUUAUAGGCAACAAAGUGAAUAUCUUUUCUAGACAGCUGGUACUAAUUGACUAUGGGGAUCAAUACACCGCUCGCCAGCUGGGCAGUAGGAAAGAAAAAACAUUAGCCCUGAUUAAACCAGAUGCAGUGUCAAAGGCUGGAGAAAUAAUUGAAAUAAUAAACAAAGCUGGAUUUACUAUAACAAAACUCAAAAUGAUGAUGCUUUCAAGGAAAGAAGCAACAGAUUUUCAUGUAGACCAUCAAUCAAGACCCUUUUUUAAUGAGCUGAUCCAGUUUUUUACAAGUGGUCCUGUUAUUGCCUUGGAGAUUUUAAGAGAUGAUGCUAUAUGUGAAUGGAAAAGAUUACUUGGACCUGCAAACUCUGGAGUGGCACGUACAGAUGCUCCUGGAAGCAUUAGAGCCCUAUUUGGAACAGAUGGCAUAAGAAAUGCAGCUCAUGGUCCUGACUCUUUCGCUUCUGCUGCCAGAGAAAUGGAGUUGUUCUUUCCUUCAAGUGGAGGUUGUGGGCCCGCAAACACUGCUAAGUUUACUAAUUGCACCUGUUGCAUUAUUAAGCCCCACGCUAUCAGUGAAGGACUGCUGGGAAAGAUCCUGAUGGCUAUCCGAGAGGCAGGUUUUGAUAUCUCAGCUAUGCAGAUGUUCAACAUGGAUCGGGUUAAUGUUGAAGAAUUUUAUGAAGUUUAUAAAGGAGUAGUGACUGAGUAUAAUGAAAUGGUGACAGAAAUGUAUUCUGGUCCUUGUGUAGCAAUGGAGAUUCAACAAAAUAAUUGUACGAAGACAUUUCGAGAAUUCUGUGGACCUGCUGAUCCUGAAAUCGCACGGCAUUUACGCCCUGAAACCCUCAGAGCAAUCUUUGGUAAAACGAAGAUCCAGAAUGCUGUUCACUGUACUGAUCUACCUGAGGAUGGCCUCCUAGAGGUUCAGUACUUCUUCAAGAUCUUGGAUAAUUAGCAGCAUAGAAAGCAAAGAAGUCAUGGAUUGGGACUUACAGACACGAGACAGUCACACACAUGAGGAAUGUGUUCAUUCUUUUAUUGUCCAUUGUUUUAACCUGACUGAAUACAAGAUCAAUAAGAGCACUGUACUCCUGGCAAUUAUUACAUAUUAGAACAUGGAUUUUGCACUUUAGACAACAUUUAACACCAGUCUAUGGGGUACUGCAUUGCUUUGUAUAAAGUUCAAAAUAAAGAUUUAUUUUCAAACAAG
Trichechus manatus latirostris (Florida manatee) is the source of this 2255-nucleotide messenger RNA. It is a transcript of the gene NME7, whose product is annotated as NME/NM23 family member 7. Gene Ontology annotation, molecular function: nucleoside diphosphate kinase activity; ATP binding. Gene Ontology annotation, cellular component: centrosome. The coding region runs from base 978 to 2000 and encodes 340 amino acids. The record is from RefSeq and is a predicted model, not a curated record. Lineage: Eukaryota; Metazoa; Chordata; Mammalia; Sirenia; Trichechidae. Gene Ontology annotation, biological process: UTP biosynthetic process; GTP biosynthetic process; CTP biosynthetic process. The transcript is spliced from 12 exons.